Molecule: messenger RNA, 518 nt
Organism: Zerene cesonia (dogface butterfly)
Lineage: Eukaryota; Metazoa; Arthropoda; Insecta; Lepidoptera; Pieridae
Product: pupal cuticle protein G1A-like
Exons: 2
Coding region: 71-481 (136 amino acids)
Source: RefSeq, a predicted model, not a curated record
GGCUGCUGAGACCUCUUAGUUAGAUAUUUGGACAACCUCCUCACAGUAACACCGACCAAAAACACUAAUCAUGCAGCAAGUACUGUUAUUCGCCGCGUUCCUCGCCUGCGCCGCCGCAGCCCCCGGCGUGCUCCUCCACCAGGCCCCCGUGGUCGCUGUCCAUGCUCCCGUGGUCCACGCCCUGCCAGUGGCCUCAAAGACCACCAUCACCAAGAGCAGCCAGCUCGUGAACCACGGUACACCAGUCGUCCACGCGGUUCACACACCGGUGGUCGCCUCCGUGCCAGUGGUCAAGUCGGUUCCAGUUGUCCCAGUAGUCCAUGCCCCAGUGGUCCACGCCCCAGUUGUUCACGCCCCAGUGGUUCAUGCCCCAGUGGUGACCCCAGUGGUCGUGAAGACUGCCCCAGUUGCAGUAUCCCACAGCAGCUCGCUGGUCCACCAUGCCCCACUUAAAGCUGUCCCAAUUGUUGCCAUCCACUAAUUUAUUUUAUAGCGCGUAAUAAAGGUUUUAUUUUUUA